This is a messenger RNA of Diospyros lotus (date-plum), 1090 nucleotides long. Its product is annotated as ras-related protein RABC1. The coding region runs from base 286 to 915 and encodes 209 amino acids. Lineage: Eukaryota; Viridiplantae; Streptophyta; Magnoliopsida; Ericales; Ebenaceae. The transcript has 7 exons. Gene Ontology annotation, molecular function: GTPase activity; GTP binding. The record is from RefSeq and is a predicted model, not a curated record.
AACAGCGCCAUUUCAAGAGGACCUUGCAGAGCUUUCUUCGCCUUUCGGCAACCUCUCCAGGCACCACCACCGUUUCCAUUUCCUCUCAAAGUCAAUUAAUUCAAAUUUAGUUUUUCACCCAUUUAAUAUAUAUGCACUUUCCGAUUCUCAACUUUUUCACUCUUCCCCAAAUCCUUCGCAGUUGCAGAUCUGAAUCAUCCACAUCGCAUCUGAUUCUCAGCGGUUUCGGGAUUUAACCAUCGGUGAUCGUUGGGGAAUUUGAAUUUGCAUUUGAGUUGUUGAGAAAUGGACGCAACGUCGAGCCAGCCGGAGUUCGAUUACUUGUUCAAGUUGUUGUUGAUUGGGGACUCUGGUGUUGGGAAGAGCAGUCUCCUUCUGAGUUUCACUUCCGAUACGUUUGAAGAUCUCUCUCCUACUAUUGGAGUGGAUUUUAAAGUAAAACAUGUGUCUGUUGGGGGAAAAAGGUUGAAGCUUGCAAUUUGGGACACAGCUGGGCAAGAAAGGUUCAGAACACUAACUAGUUCUUAUUAUAGAGGAGCUCAGGGAAUAAUAAUGGUUUAUGACGUAACACGGCGAGAAACAUUUACGAAUCUAGCUGAUGUGUGGGCUAAAGAAAUUGAUCUCUACUCAACAAAUCAAGAUUGCAUCAAAAUGCUUGUUGGCAACAAGGUUGAUAAGGAAAGUGAGAGAAUUGUCACGAAGAAAGAGGGAAUUGACUUUGCUAGGGAAUAUGGAUGUCUUUUCAUUGAAUGCAGUGCAAAAACUCGGUCCAAUGUGGAGCAAUGCUUCGAGGAACUGGUUCUGAAGAUUUUGGAUACACCUAGUCUCUUGGCGGAGGGCUCAACUGGCGUCAAGAAGAACAUCUUCAGACAAAAACCUCCCGAAUCUGACGCCUCAACCAGUGGGUGUUGCUGAAAGUCAUAUGUUGUCCUUACGCUUUGUACCUGUUAACUUGCCUUUGUUCUGUUUGUUUGACCCAAAAAACGCCUCUUUAUAAGCAUUAAGCAACCAAGUCUUUGAACAAAAAUAUGUAAAUUUAGUCUAAAAUCUCUUAAGAUAUGUUUCAUAUAUGUACGUCUCUCUUUGAUCA